GGAGUCCCGGCCCGGCUCGGUCCCUGGUCCCACCUGCCGGCCCCGGGGGGCCGAGCCCCGGCCCGCCCGGCUCUAACCCGCCUCCUCUCCCGCGCAGGGCGGCGCAGGCAGCGCCGGGCACCUGCCCCCCGGGGCUCGCCAUGCGGACAACGUGAGCCGGCCGGGCGGGCGGCGAGUCCGGGGCCCGGCCAUGGCCCCCGGGGCCGGCUGAGCGCCAGAGCCCGCCGGGGAUGCGCCCGCACCGCAGCCAAGAGGGAGCGGACUCGAUGCCCGCCAGGGACCGGUGCCCGGGGCCAGAGGGAGGCGCGUCCCAGCCGCGACCCCCGGAGCAUGGUCCGCAGGCUCCCGGCGCGCACGACAGGAUGGAGCAGACAGCGGGGGGGCCGGCCUCCCCCCCCACGAGGACUCUGCGCCAAAGGCCCAGGGAGGGGGUGCUGUGGGGUGCCCUCGCCAUCCUGUCACUGCUAAGCAGCGUGGCCACGGGAACCCCGCACACCUGGCACCACAACACCACCCUGGGGGCUGCACCCACUGCGGGCGGUAUGGGCACCACCAGCCCUGGAGCAGAGGACAGCCUGGAGGCACCGCUCGCCAAAGCCUGGAGCCAGCUCUCCGGGGACAACAUGACGGCAGCGGGGCCCGGGGAAGGGGAGCUGGCCAAGGACCUGCUGCUCCGGGCCGAGCGCUCACCCCUGGGCCCCGCCAAAGGCAAGAAACCAGGCCGGCGCAGGGACGGCCCCAACUGCACCGUCCGCAGGCUGAUGGUGAAGGUGCGGGACCUGGGGCUGGGCUUCGACUCGGACGAGAUCGUGCCCUUCAAGUACUGCAGCGGGUCCUGCCACCGCAGCCGCAGCAACUACGACCUGACGCUGGCCACCCUGCUGCAGGAGAAGGCCAUCAAGCCGGGCCCGCUGGGCCACGUGGCCAGCCACCCCUGCUGCCGGCCCACCCGCUACGAAGCCGUCUCCUUCAUGAACGUACAUAACACCUGGCAGACGGUGGAGAAGCUUUCUGCGGCCGAGUGCAAGUGCAUUGGCUGACUGAUCUGCAGGGGUGGUGCCCGCUCUAAGCCCACCUGGCACUACCCAGACUCGGGGUCCCAUGGCACAUAGAGAGCGGUGGGGAUAGGCAAAGGCUGCAGCGGUGCCAAACCUCCCGGAGGAGCAGCUCAGUGGGGGACGAGAGUUCACCCGGGCCUCCCCCUUCUGCUGCAGCCGAGCGGCAGCGGGACCCCCAGCGUGGGGCUGGUGGCAGCAGGGCGAGUCUCGUUGCUUCGGCUGGACACUGCCCCUCCCUCCCAGUCACUGGCCUCCUGCCAGCUGGGGCUGCCAUUGGCGACCCGGGAGGUUGCCGAGCACUGGCUGGGAGCCUGCCAGCCGAGUCCUGCUCGCUGCUCUGCCAUGUCCACUCAGCAGCCGCCGAGCUGCCCACUCCAGUGCCAAACAGCCAGCCUCGUCUGCCUGGCAUGGCCUCCCCAGCCCUCCCUGGAGUGCCAGCUGCAGGGCUGGCGUCCGCUCCGGUCCCAGCUCAACAACGGGCUUCCGGGGUCCCCCUGCCCAGGCUGGUGGCUGGUAACCUGAGUGCAUCUGUUGCGGAGUAAGAUGUGUGCGAACCCUCAGCCCCUGUGCGCACUCUCCUGGCUCAGCUGCACCCCCAAGCACACGGGGAAGAACUGCCAGGCUGGGUCCUUGGCCGCAGGGGCUCCCUGCUUGGUCCAGAGCCCUGGGGGAUGCGUGACCCUGCGGGGGGCUGCCCCCCGGCUCCGGCUGGCUCUAGCCCGGCUGCAGUGCGUGGGAGGCAGCUGGCCCCAGGGCCCAGGCUGGGGCAGUGUGAGGAGGGGCUGUCCCUAGCCUAGAGGCUAUGCUGACCUCUGAGCCCCUUGCUAGAAUUGCCCCCCAUAAAGGGACAGGCCCCUCAGUGUGCUUUGGGGUGCACCCUUCAUCGCUGCUUGUGGCCUGGCCCCUCUCCCUGGGAUUUAUACCCAGGAACCCUCCGCUCCUGGGGUGGCAGUUUUUUGCCCCUGUAUUUCUGGGGGAAGAGCUGCCAGUGCUGUGGGAGUGAAGUGGUGCGGGGGCCUCGCAAACGCUCCCCACCUCCUCCCACCUGCUGGCAGAAGCUGGAGCUGAGUGUCCAGCCCAGCAAAGGGGGCAUAUGGGGCUAGAAACCAGGCAGGCUGAGCCCGUCCCCUGGCAUCUUAUCCUGUCCCUCUAGAACAGGGCAGCGGGGCGGGGGGGAAGGCAGUGAGCUGUCCUGGGGGGCCCAUUGGGGAGCAGGGUGGCUGCAGCAGAGGACAGUGCUGGGGGCCCAAGGCCUGCUGAGAGAGGAGCAGGUACCAGCCUGGGGGUGCAGGUGGCAGGGGCUCCCCGCAGGUGCUGGAAUCUGGAUGGGUGCAGGCACUGCUGCUGCCCCAGCCUAGGGCAGAGGCCACAGCCAGGCACGGGCCCCCACUGCUGUGGGGCUGGGAAGCCUGUGUUUGCCCCCAUGGGGAGCAGCGUCAGCUGCCCAGUGCUGGUGCCCAUGCAGGGGAACCGGGCCGGCAGGGCACCCCCCGGCCAUGCUGGGCACUGACUAUUUAUUACUCUAAGUUAUUUAUUUAUUGGUCUUGAGCGGCGGCUCCUAUUUAUGACAUUGGGCUGGACAAGGGGGGGACAAGGGGGGUCGAUGUAAAGCUGCUGCUAUGGAGGCCUGGGCCUGUGGCCAGCAGUCCCAUGCGAGGGCCCCCCCCUUUAUAUUCUUCUGACCCGUAUUUGUAAAGUUGGAUAAACUCUAUUUUUGUACAGUUGCAUUUUUCUGUAGCAAUAAAGUGAUGGGCCAUGUGGCUGA
Messenger RNA from Dermochelys coriacea (leatherback sea turtle), 2823 nucleotides. It is a transcript of the gene ARTN, whose product is annotated as artemin. The transcript is spliced from 5 exons. NCBI's taxonomy places the organism in Eukaryota, Metazoa, Chordata, Testudines, Dermochelyidae. Gene Ontology annotation, molecular function: receptor tyrosine kinase binding; growth factor activity; glial cell-derived neurotrophic factor receptor binding. The coding region runs from base 231 to 1040 and encodes 269 amino acids. The record is from RefSeq and is a predicted model, not a curated record.